UUAAAACACGUUUCAUAUAAGCCAAGGACAGAGCCAAAGGAUCUUUUCCCAUUCUUCUGUUUGUCGGUUUUCUGAGAAAUUAAGACCAGAGAACAAUGGCGUUUACGGGGACAUUGGACAAAUGCAAGGCAUGUGACAAGACUGUGUACGUGAUGGACAUGUUAACGUUGGAGGGCAUGCCUUAUCACAAGUCCUGCUUCAGAUGCAGCCAUUGCAAUGGCACUCUCGUGAUCAGCAACUACUCCUCCAUGGACGGAGUUCUGUACUGUAAGCCCCACUUUGAGCAGCUCUUCAAAGAAUCUGGCAAUUUCAGCAAGAACUUCCAAGCAUCUGGAAAGACCGACAAGCCCAACGAUGCGCAGCCGCCGACAAGGGCUCCGAACAGGUUAUCGUCCUUCUUCAGCGGAACACAAGACAAAUGUGCGGCUUGUCAGAAGACCGUUUACCCUCUCGAAAAGAUGACGUUGGAGGGAGAGAGCUACCACAAGACGUGCUUCAGGUGCGCACACAGCGGCUGCUCACUCACGCACUCUUCCUACGCGGCUCUGAACGGCGUCUUGUACUGUAAGGCCCACUUCAGUCAGCUGUUCCUUGAGAAGGGCAGUUACAAUCACGUCCUCCAGUCGGCUAACCACCGCCGCACCGCCUCCUCCUCCUCCACUCCUCCCGAGCCGGCCGACCAUGACCACGACCCGGACCAUGACCAGAACAAACCCACUGCGGGAGAUGGCGGUGAAGACGCCGGAGAGUCACCGUCAGCCACCAAGACCGAGGAACAGGACCCAACAGCCGGCGAGUCUUGAACAUCUCGGGCUGAAUCCGGUCACCGUUUUCCACGGAAUCUGAGUUUUUUUUUUUGUGGGAUUUGUUAAAGUUUGAUGCUUUAUAUGGAUUUGCUUUAUACGAAUAUGUAUACCCCGAUGAUAAUUUCCAUUUCUUUUUUUUGUAAACCGAUUAUAAUGAUUUGUUCAUUCUUUUA
Tarenaya hassleriana is the source of this 979-nucleotide messenger RNA. RefSeq names its product LIM domain-containing protein PLIM2c-like. The transcript has 4 exons. Gene Ontology annotation, cellular component: plasma membrane; actin cytoskeleton. Gene Ontology annotation, biological process: actin filament bundle assembly. Gene Ontology annotation, molecular function: actin filament binding. The record is from RefSeq and is a predicted model, not a curated record. Bases 96 to 803 code for a protein of 235 amino acids. Lineage: Eukaryota; Viridiplantae; Streptophyta; Magnoliopsida; Brassicales; Cleomaceae.